UUUUAAAUAAAAUGAAAACCGAUUUCAUCUGUGCAAGCGGAGGAGACCUAGCCACGGCUAGGGUAGUUUUGGUCGCGUAAUUGUUUAUGCUCGUUUUUUCCACGGCCGUUCACGACACUUGGCAGCAGGGGUCGCAAGAUGUGUAACUCGUUUCUUAAUCCUUUGGUAUCCAUGGAUUUAUCACGCAAUAUCUUCUUCGGCAGCAUGUUUCCGAUUUUGAAGUCCGGACUUCGAUUUGGCGAUUUGACAUGGAGGACAGAUGCAACACAGAUGGAAUUGAGGCGCUAGCAAACGCGUACGAGCAGUUGGGGUUGGAUGAGGAAGACGAGUUCCUCGUUGUCGUACCCACGACGCAAAGCUCUUCUAAGCACAAUUUUGACUCUGGUUGGAACUAUUACUUCAGAAAAGUCGGUACGUUUUACUCAAUUUAGAGACAUUAUGGCAUCUGUGUGGAAAUCCGAAAAGGAUGUUAAUAUGACUGAGAUCGGUCCUAGACGAUAUGUAUUUCAAUUCCAUAAUGAGGAGGAUAUAAAUAGGGUAGCAGGUGAGGGACCGUGGCGAUUUGAUCAGAACUUGAUUGUUAUGAGUAGGCUUGAAGAGGGCUAUAUCCCUAUGUUUGUCCCAUUGGACAAAGCUGAAUUUUGGGUCUAGGUUCAUGAUAUCCCAGUGGAUAUUUCUCCUUAGACAAUGUGGAACGUAUCGGGAAUUUUUUAGGGAUGUUUAUAAAAGUUGAUGAAAACAUUUUUCUGAGAAUUGGGAAUCUUUAUGAGGAUUCGGGUCUGUUGAUUUGGGGAAACCGUUGAAAAGGAAACUGUUCCUGCAAAAAGAGGAAGCAGUCAACUCCUGAGUCAGAUUUUGCUAUGAGAAACUGCCUAGUUUCUGCUUUUUGUGUGGAAUAAUAGGGCAUGUUGAGAGUCAUUGUCCACGUAAGAAGAUGGGUUAUGAGUUCACUGGCGAGAGGCCUUUCGGGCCUUGGCUUAGGGCAACAAAAGGGGUAAAACAAUGGAAGGAGAAUAAGUGGCUCGUCCCAGCAGGUAAAACAAAUAGUUCGGGUAGCCAGUCCACCAGCGGAAAUAGUGAGGAAGGCAAGCGAUCAGGUGUCUUGGAAGGCGGGCCCGCACCAAAAGAGAGAUGAAAUUUCGAGCAGAAGCACAGAAGGGUGGAGGACCCAGAGCACAUAUAUAUGAGGAAAGUUGUUUGUAGAUUAUGAUAAAAAUGAUAUGUGGAGUGUGUUUUUUAUCUAGAGAUUGUAUCAAUGUAGGACUUGGAAAAUAGAUGAGUUGUCAAUCCAGGACCUAAAAGACAAAACACAUCUUUAUAGGAACCGAACGAAUGAAAACUAUAAAUGUAGGACCUGUUUUUCA
This is a messenger RNA of Cuscuta epithymum, 1364 nucleotides long. The record is from the annotation of a GenBank genome assembly. NCBI's taxonomy places the organism in Eukaryota, Viridiplantae, Streptophyta, Magnoliopsida, Solanales, Convolvulaceae.